UAAAAAUAUCUCCAUAGGAAACUGCAUCACACGCGCCUCUCUCUCUCGAAGUUCGCCUCUGCAAAGUGUUACCGGGCUUCGUGAAGAAACUAGAUUCCUUCACUUUCUCGGAAACCAAACAGAAUGUGAACCGUGUUCAGUGUUCACCGUCCUCGCAAUGCCGUAUUGCUUCAGUGUUCUUGUUUCUGAACGUAUGGCUCAAAUAGGAGAUCUUCUGAGCUCAAGACCAGUGUGUAAAUAAUAGAAUAGUGUACUUGUCUUGUGAUUCAAUCUAGAGACUGCGGCUUUACGUAUGACUAUGAAGGCCAAUAUGCAGACCAGAGUAAGAGGAGGAAACACGAGACUUAACACGCAGCAGAUGAUUUUUGAGUUAAAGAACAAGGUCGUCCUUGCCUUAAACAAGCUUGCGGAUAGAGAUACAUAUCAAAUAGGAGUUGAGGAGCUUGAGAAAACAGUCGAACAUCUUGCCCCUGAUAAAGUUUCGUCUUUCCUGUCUUGUAUACUGGACAUUGAUCCAGAGCAGAAGAGCGCAGUUCGAAAAGAAUGCAUCAGAUUGAUGGGUACAUUAGCUAGGUUUCAUGAAGGGCUUGUUGGACCAUAUCUGGGUAAGAUGGUUUCGAGCAUUGUUAAGCGGCUCAAGGAUCCGGAUUCAAUUGUGAGAGAUGCUUGUGUCGAAACAAUGGGUGUCUUGGCUUCGAAAAUGAGUUGCUAUGAAGACCAGAACUAUGGGGUAUUCAUUUCUCUUGUGAAACCACUUUUUGAAGCUAUUGGUGAACAAAAUAAGUACAUACAGUCAGGUUCAGCCUUAUGCUUGGCAAGAGUCAUGGAUAACACUCCUGAUCCCCCGGUUCCACUUCUUCAACGCAUGUUAACCCGGACAGUAAAACUGCUGAAUAACCCACAUUUCAUGGCAAAACCAGCAGUCAUUGAGCUUAACAGAAGUAUUAUCCAGGCUGGUGGGGCAACGACAAAGAGUGUUCUGUUCUCAGCAAUGACCAGCUUACAAGAUUCACUUAAGAAUAGUGACUGGACAACUCGCAAGGCUGCUGCUGUUGCACUUACUGCAAUAGCUUCUACUGGUGGAAGUUUUCUUGGACCUCUGAAGGCUUCAUGCAUUCGCUCCCUUGAAUCCUGUCGCUUUGAUAAAGUGAAACCAGUGAGAGACUCGGUCGUUCUUGCUCUGCAAUACUGGAAAGGAGUUCAUGGAUCCGGUAGUCCUGAACCAUCUGAAACUGGGUCCUCCGUAAAAGAAAGUUUCGGUGGAGCACGUGAAAGUAAUGAAUCUGUCAGCACCAGUGAAUCCAAAUUCAGGGAUGCUACGUCAAAGAAAUAUGUCACGGAUUUGGCAAGAAACAGAAUCCCUUUUUCUGCCAGAAAAGCACCUGCAAGUUACUGUGAAGACACCCCGAAAUCCAAACAUGACAAUUGGCAGAUUGAAAUUGCAGUCCCCAAAUCUCCACUUGUCUCCAGGGUUGACAUUCAUAAUGAGGAAUCAGAGGGCAGUUGCACUACAAAGAUGUUUGUGAGGAAGACGGCUGAUGUAGCAAGCACAACUGAAAUGACAUAUGAGUACAUCCCAAUGGAUGACAAGCCAGAGUCUUGUGUUACAAACAAUGUCAAUGAAGAUGAAGAUAUCAAGUCUAUGACAGUGUCUUCCAGCAGUUUUCCCCCGGGUGUUACAAUGAAGCCGGCUGUAAGGAAUAAGCAGUUUGUAGCUGAGGAAAUUGAUACUGAAGAACAGCCAUUCUCAACAAAGCUGAGGGACCGUAUAAGCCUCGACUCUACUGUGACAGUGUCAAGCACUCAAAUUAAUCAUGAUUGCUGUGCCCAAAUAGCCGAUGAAAUGGCUUCCAUCCGUAAACAACUCUCAGAUAUCGAGAAUAAGCAGGCAAGCUUAAUCGAUCAUCUGCAGGUAUUCUCAACAGGAGUUAUGAACAGCUUGUCCGUUCUGCAGUCGAAGGUGUUAAGUUUAGAAUAUGCAGUGGAGGGGAUAGCUCAGAACUUUGUGUCAAAUAGAAGCUUUUCAGAUUUGUCAAACUCCAAUUUUGUGAAGCAUAACCAAGGCAUCUUGUCUCCAAGGCUCUCUAGUUGCACUCCGAGGCCUUCCACGGACAGUCGUAACUGGCAGUCUACAUUAUCAAGUACAAAGUACUCAGCGACACGAGAGAACAAAGGGCAAGGAAGAAGCGUCAGACUACAGGAACCUACUAAUACUAAACAAGGUGUCAUCAACACACGCAGCAAUCCCGUUGGAAAGGUUAGUCACCGAGCUAGGGAAGACAUAUGGAGCAGCAUUAGGCAAGGAACUGAAACUAUAGUCCAAACCCGGAAAAUUCAUGCUUCUUCUGACUCGAGUCAAAGUACUAGUAGACAACAUCAUGCAGAGUCGAGGAAACUUGUGAAAGGCGUUUCUUGUGAAGACGAGCUUGAAUCUGAGUACAUGGAAAUGCUUUCUUCCGAUGAUGAACUGGCGCUUUUCGAGCUUCUCGAUAGAACUGGUCCCGUCCUCGACAGUUUAUCAUCGCGUACAGUAAAUGACCUUCUCGGCAUUCUGGUCUCGUACCUCCUAGAAAGAAGAUUCAUGAACUCGAUACUUCCUUGGUUAUAUCAGGUUGUGGACCUGAGUGUUGCUCGUGGACCGAAUUACUUGGUUCCCUCCGCGAAGACGAGAGCUGAACUGUUGGCUGCAGUUCAGGAGGCUGCAGGGACGGACUUCUCGAAUCUUUCCGAGAAAAGAUUAGUCACACAACUCGCCGCGAAGUUACACAAAUUAUGGGGGAAAUAGGCAGUGUUCGUGACCAGAGAGCGGUGAAUUGAAAAUCUCUGCCGCUACUAUGGAAACCGAAACAUCCUUAUUACAUUCCGAUGCAAGUGAUGUAUCGGUGUCUCAGUGAUCAAAGUACAAAUACUCGUCUUGUUGCAAAAAAAAAAAAAAAGUGUUCCGAAUCUCCUUUCCAUGGACAUGAAUUUUCAGCUUAUCAACACGCCGUGUUUGUGUCUGUGACUGUGAUGUAUGUAUUAUUCCUUUUAUGUUUUUGCCAGAGGAAGAACGAAUCACUUGGAUUUA
Molecule: messenger RNA, 3067 nt
Organism: Tarenaya hassleriana
Lineage: Eukaryota; Viridiplantae; Streptophyta; Magnoliopsida; Brassicales; Cleomaceae
Product: microtubule-associated protein TORTIFOLIA1
Exons: 10
Coding region: 293-2785 (830 amino acids)
Cellular component (GO): microtubule
Molecular function (GO): microtubule binding
Source: RefSeq, a predicted model, not a curated record